Molecule: messenger RNA, 492 nt
Organism: Enterobius vermicularis (human pinworm)
Lineage: Eukaryota; Metazoa; Nematoda; Chromadorea; Rhabditida; Oxyuridae
Source: the annotation of a GenBank genome assembly
AUGCGUAACUGUGAUUUUAACAUUGAAGAAGGCUACAUGUUGCAUGCUCAACGAGGUGCUGCUACCCUUCUGUCACUGAUCAGGCAGAAUGUUGCUCCAGGAACAACUAUAGUGUCUGAUCAGUGGGCUGCAUAUAGUACCAUCAAGGACAUGCCAGAGGGGUACCAGCAUGAAGCUGUCAACUAUAGUCUCCACUUUAUGCAUCCUGAGACCGGUGUUUACACAAACAGCAUUGAGCAUCUAUGGCAGAAAUUUAAGGAAGGAGGAGAAGCAUCUCGGGAACCUAGCGUUAGCGAAGGCAAGUAUAAAAGCCUUGAGGGUGAAGCAAGGAAAAAGAUGGCGAUAUUUAUUAAAGUCAGCACGAAAGGACUUCAUGAUGAGUUGGCUGGGUUAUGGAAGCAAAGUUUAAGCAAGCACGAAGAAACGGAGAAGACUAGGAAACAGUUGCUAAAGUUUGAGGAGGCAACUGAUUGGCUCACUAGGAACAUUUGA